CUUUUUCGAAGUCGUUUGAAAUUCAAUUGUAUCAAUAUCAAGACCUGUACGCGUCUUCGUUGAGAAUUCACUCAUCUUGCAUUUUAAAUACCAUACAGAUUUUUAUAUCUUUAUGAUUUUGCAUUUGUUCGACAAUAAUUUAAUACUAUUUAAUGAUCAAUUUUGUAUUCAAUGCCAUCGAUUGAUUUGACGUAUCUAUACCGAUUAUACAAAUGGCUUUUAUCUGCAAUGGACGACGAACGGUAGAUAAUUCUUAUCUUUUCUCAUUAUAUUUCGGAUACAUGAAAUUUCGAUUAAAUUCUUCUAAUCAUGUUAAUCGCAUAGUCCAUUUCAACUAACUAUCCAUCGCAAGCUAAUUCACGCGCGUCGCAAAUUCGUGUUAGUGAGAAUCUGGCAAACGAGUGGGACACAAAUCAUUGUUUAAAAAAAAUGUGAUAUACAUUAGUACACCGUACACCACGCAACAAGAUAUCUAAUCACGGUGCCACAUGAAUGUAUGUAAUGGUAUCUAAAUGUAUUGCCCUAAAGAUAAAGUCGAUUGAUAAUAAUGAUUGGCGAUAGCAACUGGGAAUUAUGUAAAGGAGCAGUCGAAACAGCGAACGUGUAGAUGAUAUUUAUUAAUGAGAAAUAGAAACAACCGAAAAAAGUGAUUUUUCAAAUACAUUUUGGAUAUUUUAUUUAUCAAAUAAAUACCAGAUAACUGCAGUGAUUUAUUAUCGUACGAAAUCUUCGCAAUAACGAUUAUCGCUCUCGAUCGAAAGCACGAUUAAUAGAUAAAAAAUAAAACAACGUUGUUGAUUUGUUUGAUUCGUAGCUGAGAUUUCAAGUACGUCGUAAAUUAUAUUUUUGCAAAACAUUGGAGUACACAUGCCGUUGCGGCGGUUGAAGCUGAAUGACAUCGUUUGUGCUAUCGUUCAUAUUUGAGUAUUAUCUCAGUUUCUGAAGUGAUUUUCAUUGUUGAACAAUGAGAGACGGAAUAAGGUUUCGACAGCAUGCUUCAAAAAGAGCGUCUGGAGAAGCUCUAUACGAGGACAGAGUUUCCUCGAAAAGAAAAGAUGUACUGCCAAAUGAAACUCAGCAUUUGCUUUUCCUUUUCACAUUUUUUCUUUUUGUAUCCAUUGUCAUAAUUGCAUUUGAGAAGAAAUUACCAGAACCGAUAACUAUAAGCAAAGAAGGAUUAUACCCUGAGAGGUUUAUAGCAGAGAGAGCACAUAAUCAUCUUGAACAGCUUACAUCCAUUGGCCCACGAAUUGUUGGAAGCUACGAGAAUGAAGUGUUGGCAAUUAAAUAUUUAACAGACAUUAUUAAUAAUAUAGUUAAAAAUUCCAAUGAAAAUCAUAAGGUUCUAGUUAAUGUAACCAAACAUAGCGGAGCUUUCCCUUUAAAGUUCCUCGAUGGAAUGACAAAUGUUUAUAAAAAUGUUCAAAAUAUCAUUGUUAAAAUUGGUCCCCAUAGGCCUACGCAUAGCAGUGUGCUAGUAAAUUGUCAUUUUGAUACUUUCCCUGAUAGUCCUGGAGGAUCUGACGAUGGAGCUGGUUGUGCUGUGAUGUUAGAAAUUUUACGAGUAAUUGCUCAUAGUUCAAAAUUGUUAAAACAUAAUAUUAUAUUUCUAUUUAAUGGCGCUGAAGAAAAUUUAAUGCAGGCUUCUCAUGGUUUUAUAACGCAACAUGCCUGGGCCAAGGAAAUACGUGCUUUCGUAAAUUUAGAGGCCUGCGGAGCUGGUGGUCGUGAAUUAUUAUUUCAGGCUGGACCUGACAGCUCCUGGUUGCUUCAAGUGUAUUCAAAAUCAGUUCCCUACCCGUACGCUUCGUCCUUAGCUCAGGAAAUUUUCGAAAGUGGUAUUGUACCUGGUGACACUGAUUUCCGAAUAUUCAGGGAUUUUGGAAAUGUUUCUGGUCUGGAUUUCGCUUGGUCGACCAAUGGCUAUGUGUACCAUACGAAAUUCGACAACAUUGAUCAGAUACCGAUGGGGUCCUUGCAAAGGACUGGGGAUAAUAUUCUUGCUUUGUUACAAGGAAUAGUAAUGGAUAAUAAUUUAUCCGAAGCGAUCCAGGAUAAUCCUGGGAAUCUUGUGUUCUUUGAUUUCUUAGGUGCAUUUGUUAUUAGAUGGCCACAACACGUGUCUAGUACAAUUAAUGUUAUUAGCAUAAUUGCUGGAGUAUAUUCUAUAUAUCUAAAUGCACAAUGCGCGCGGAGAGAUGUAAAGAAAACUAUAUAUUUCAAACAUAUAUUGCUUUGUAUUGGAGCAAUAGUUGUUUCGUGGCUGGUAUCUAUAAUUUCAUGCACAAUGAUUGCAACUGUUCUUACCAAGCUUGGUAAAGUAAUGAGUUGGUAUGUGAGACCAGCUUGGCUGUUCUUCUUGUAUGUAUGUCCAACCAUCUUUGUAUCAAUGAUGUUCUUCUUAUAUGUUGGACUGCGACAAAAGAAGGAAGUCAAGACCGCAUGGACAUUAUUCCAAAUAUACUGCGAUGCAUAUUCUGUUAUAUGGAUGCUAGUUCUGUUCUGCUGCGUUCUAUUCGAGAUACGAUCGGGUUUCAUACCCUUACAUUGGGUUGUAUUCUCGACAGUAGCAAAUUUACUACGAUAUCAUUUUUUUAAUAAAUGGAGAGGCUGGAAGUGGCUCUUCUAUUACUUAACUACAAUAUUUGUACCUUAUAUGCAAUCAUUUUACUUACUGAUUGGUGCUCUUUAUCUAUUUAUUCCUAUAAUGGGACGGUCUGGUAGCAGCAUAAAUUCUGAAGUUGUCAUGGCUAACACAUUAUCUAUACUCUUUUGCCUGCAGCUUAGUUUCACGUUACCAAUAGUACUUUUGAUUAAAAAUGCAGAGCGGAUUCUAAGCGUAUUGAUUGGAAUAUUUUUUUUAACUAUUGGAGUGUUAAUUUUAACUCCACUUGGUUUUCCCUACAGUGGUGAUCCAUCGUCAUUGGCACCAGAACGUUUUAUGAUUGCGCAUGCACAAAGACAAUAUUACGACGUCAACGGUAACUUGCGAUAUUCUGGAACCGGGUAUUGGAUAGCUGAUUUAGACAUGAACAGUCCACAUAGCGUCGAAGCUAUGGUGCCUGAGAUUGGUGCAGCAACGCCAACAGUGAAAGAUUGUGAACGCGAAUUAUACUGUGGUCUACCAUACUUCAUGCCUGUUACAACUUUCUUAUGGAAAACAAGUUGGAUACCAGGGCCUGCACCACUCAUCAAUAUUCCAACAAGGUUGGACCUUGUUUCAAAAUCUAUACGACAGAAUAUUGUCACUUUUACGUUCAACGUAACAGGCCCUGAUCACAUAAGCAUAAUUUUAUCGCCGUACAAAGGUGUUCGUUUGGAAAGGUGGUCUAUUUUAGAAGGAAAACCGUUGCAAGGACCUAAAUGGAACGACAGGGAAACGUAUUUUGUUUAUUAUUCUUGUGCAUCUGAUUGUACUCCUUAUACGUUUACCGUCGAGUUAAAUGUUCCCCAUACGCAAAAGGUACCAUGUUUGACCGUGGCUUUGGGUGGCCAUUUUCUGCACGGUGAGCAUCAGAAGUCUUUGAGAUUUAAACGAUUCUUGGCUCAAUUUCCACAAUGGACCGUUGUCACACCAUGGACAGCGACAUACACUUCGUGGCAAUUUUAACGAAACAUCGAAUGAAUAAUUCCAUUUACUAAGAGCAGUUUACAUAAAAAAAUAGUCAGUGAAAGCCUAACGAUGACGGCACUGUAUACUAGCAUAGUUCUCAAUAUGAUUCAAAGACAUAUACCUAACAAUGCAAUUUAUAAGCUUAAGAUUUAGAGGAAUACCACAUUACAUAUCCAUAUGCUAACUUCGUAUGUCCGCGUUUAGCAGGAUACAUCGAUCAGCAUUAAAGGAAACUAUUUGAUGAAUGAAACGGUUGUCAUUCUAUUUAUACAAAAUUUUUUACUAGUAACAUUAUCGAGAUGUAGUUUUUAAGACGCUGAUUUCACUGAAAACAGUGCAAGAAUAAUAUAUAUAUAUAUACCUUAUCGAAUUGACACUUCACUAAUUACAAUUACCUAUUGUAGAAAAUUACGACGAGCUAGCAUAUCAAUUGUAUGCCUUAGACUGAUUACAGCUACAUUUAAUUUUAAAGCAUUAGUAAUUUAAUAUUAUCGCGGAUGACACGGUCCACGCGUAUUAAUUGAUAGCAAUUUUUGAACAUUUUAAUCGUCACCGCGGUAUCGCCGCAAGUUCGUCUCCUUUAUUUUGUAUCUGUACAUUGUAGAAUUGUUUGUGAAACGUUGUUCUUUCUUUAUUUACUAGAUAAAACGUGAUAAAGGAUAGAAACUUCGAAAGCACAAAUGUCUACUUGACUACGGGAAAUUAUUCUUAAUUUAAUUGUUCAGCAAUAUUUCGUUGUUACUCGUAUUUGUUGUUGCACAUCCGUGUUUUUUUUUCUUUUAUAUGUAUAAAUCUAAUUCCUUCGACGGUUUUGUACAGUUUGAAGUGUAUCGUUCGUUGACUUUUAGAAUACGAAGACAGUUUCCUUUAUCUUUCUCAAUCCAUCUUUUUUUCAUGGCUGUUAAAUGUCUAAAGAAACUGAAUUUAUUUUGAAUGUUACCUUCGUCCACGGUUGUGCAAGUCACACUGCUUUGUUAAAUAAUUCUGUACGUCCUUAGUUCUCGUGUGAUAUCAACGAAGGCCAUCGCGAAGUUUUAAACGAAUAUUUUAAAUGAUAGAGCGGCUGACGCAUCUAUUGAAAUAUACCACGUUUAAAGGUCUAACAGUAAGACAUUUUUGCCAAUAUCGAUAGCCAACUUUGUAGCUCUAAGUAAGUCCGAAGUAAUCAUAGAAAUUAACACUUUUACACGCGUAAAAGGGAGAUGUAUUUAACGUAGUUAUUACGCUGGCGAGAGAAUUUAAUUUUGUACACUAGAGUUUAACAAGUCUCAUUUCCAAAUUCGAUCAGUCUCUAUAAUAUGGAACAUCUUCGUUUAUAUUUGUAUUGCUGGUUUAGUUGUAACUAUAGUCUAGUAAUUUAUUCCCUUUCGUGAAGUAUCUUCGUUGCACAAUUUAAUAUUGUUCUACUUAAUAACGGCUCGCUAUGUCAAGCGUUUAAACACAGAUUAAUUAUGUAUUAAUUAUACCGUCUUCUAGUUAUUUGUAUUAUUUUGUUACUAUGUUACCUACUGCUCUGAAACCACAAGAUUUAUUUAAUCAACCUGAUACAAUUGUAAAUUUGUGAUCAAUCGAUCAAGAUUGACUCUCCCCUCCCCCCCCCCCACCCACCGUGUUGGUUGUUUUUAUGAGUUUAACAUAUUAUUUUAAUGUCCACACGUUCCUAAUUGCGUUUCAGGUUUCUCUAUUAUACACCAUAUACGUAUGUUAUUGUAAUUUACAGAUUGUUAUCGAAUAUGCAACCACGGGUGAGAAAUAAAAGAAAGAGUUGAAACAGUUA
Messenger RNA from Megalopta genalis, 5390 nucleotides. Its product is annotated as endoplasmic reticulum metallopeptidase 1. Gene Ontology annotation, molecular function: metalloexopeptidase activity. Gene Ontology annotation, biological process: proteolysis. NCBI's taxonomy places the organism in Eukaryota, Metazoa, Arthropoda, Insecta, Hymenoptera, Halictidae. The record is from RefSeq and is a predicted model, not a curated record.